AUGUUAGCGCGAAAGAAAGGAUCAGAUGCGGAGCAGAUUUUUGAGAGAGUAGAAGCUUUAGCUGGUGAGAAAUCUGAUGUUUUCAGCUUAGGAGUGAUACUCUUAGAGAUUGUCAGCGGAAGAAGGAAUUCAAAUUCGACUCUUUUAGCUUAUGCAUGGUCGAUAUGGAACGAAGGGGGGAUUAAUAUUCUGGUAGAUCCUGAGAUCUUUGACCCACAUUUUGAGAAAGAACUACGGAAAUGCGUUCACAUUGGACUUUUGUGUGUGCAAGAAGCUGCUAACGACAGGCCAAGUGUUUCUACUGUGUGUUCGAUGCUCAGCAGCGAGAUUGCAGACAUCCCAGAGCCGAAGCAGCCUGCUUUUAUAUCAAGGAACGGUCUUCCAGAAGCUGAGUCCUCUGAGAACAAAGCCUCUGUCAACAGUGUCACUAUCACCGAUGUCUCAGGACGUUAG
Messenger RNA from Thlaspi arvense, 453 nucleotides. The record is from the annotation of a GenBank genome assembly. Lineage: Eukaryota; Viridiplantae; Streptophyta; Magnoliopsida; Brassicales; Brassicaceae.